CAAGGGUUACUUUGUAACUGUCGAAUGGAAACUAAGAAAGACGGAAAAAACGGGACCUGUAACCACACACGCGGAAGUCAAACUGAGCUCCCUUUGCAGGACGCCGGGGUAACAGUAAAAGUUAGAAAAGUGGGAGAGCUCGUAAGCAAAUUGGCGUCACGUGUCUAGAAAGUGUUGUGGACAGAAUGAUAACUUAGGUUUUCAGAAAAAGGAGAGACAAUCCCGAAGUCUAUAGGUAGAAUGGCGGGAGAUACUCAAGAUACAGAUGAUGACCAAACAUGCAGCCUCGGCAAACGCAAGAAGAAGAAAAACCGAAAGGAUACUAAAACCCGGACGGUGCACUCAAAUCUUUUAUACAGCUGCGCUAAAGGGGAGGAAAAUCCUAAUAGGCGGUAUGCGGACAAUAAAAUUAAAACAACAAAGUAUACUGUUCUGUCCUUUCUACCUAAAAACUUGUUCGAGCAGUUCCAUCGCUUAGCCAACGUUUAUUUUGUUUUCAUUGCCUUACUUAACUUUGUACCGGCUGUCAACGCUUUCCAGCCAGAGUUGGCACUGACGCCGGUUGUGUUUAUCCUAGCUGUCACAGCCAUCAAGGAUCUUUGGGAGGAUUAUAGGAGAUACCGAUCGGACAAAGAGAUCAACCACUUCGACUGCUUAGUGUAUUGCAGGAAUGAAAAGAAAUAUCUAGAAAGGUACUGGAAGGAAGUCCGAGUUGGUGAUUUUGUGAAGCUGAGGUGUAACGAAAUCAUACCUGCUGACAUUCUUCUACUUCACUCUAGCGAUCCAGAUGGAUUGUGCCACAUUGAAACUGCUAACCUGGAUGGUGAGACCAACCUGAAACAACGGCAGGUGGUCAGGGACAUCUCAGAACCGGACUCUGCUUUUGAUCCUUUGAAGUUCAACAGCAUCAUUGAGAGUGAAAAGCCAAACAAUGACCUGAACAGAUUCCGUGGAUACAUCAUACACAAGAAUGGGUUAAGAGCUGGCCUUUAUAAAGAAAACCUUUUACUUCGUGGAUGUACUCUUCGAAACACUGAUGAGGUUAUUGGAAUAGUUAUUUAUGCAGGCCAUGAGACCAAAUCUAUGUUAAAUAACAAUGGCCCUCGAUAUAAACGCAGCAAACUUGAACGACAAAUGAAUAUCGAUGUGUUUUGGUGUGUAAUUAUACUCUUGUUCAUGUGCUUAGUGUCAGCCAUCGGUCAUGGACUCUGGGUCUGGUACUAUGAGGACAAGCAUCCCACAUUUGGUGUUCCAAAUUCUGAUGGCAGCAGCCUUUCACCUGCAUUAUCAGCUGUGUAUUUAUUCUUGACAAUGAUAAUAGUGCUGCAGGUUCUAAUUCCCAUUUCACUCUAUGUAUCCAUCGAAGUUGUUAAGAUUUGUCAGGUGUACUUUAUUCAUCAAGAUGCGGCUCUCUAUGACGAAGAAACAGACUCUCAUCUGCAGUGCAGGGCACUGAACAUUACAGAAGACUUAGGGCAGAUACAGUACAUUUUCUCAGACAAAACAGGCACGCUCACUGAAAACAAGAUGGUGUUCCGGAGAUGUACUGUUGCUGGGGUAGAGUACUCCCAUGAUGCAAAUGCACGACGUUUGGCCAUGCACCAAGAUAUGGACUCUGAAGAAGAGGAAUGCAUGCCCAAGGCAGCAACCUUAACAAGGCGAGAGAGUAUUACCAGUCACCAUAGCAUGAAGGUCAUGUACAGAACUCAGAGCACAAAGUCACAUAGGCGUACAGGCAGCAGAGCAGAAGCAAAAAGAGCGAGCAUAUUGUCGAAGCACACAGCCUUCAGCAGUCCCAUGGAGAAGAACAUCACGCCUGAUCCCAAGCUGCUGGAUAAAGUGAAUGAAUGCUGUAGUCGACUCAGCUUUAUGAAAAGAAGUGGAGAACCGCUGUGUGAGCUGAGCCCUGAGCUUUGGGAUGUUCUGGAUUUUUUCAUCGCACUGACGGUGUGUAAUACUGUGGUAGUUUCAUCUCCGAAUCAGCCACGGCAUAAGGUCAGUGUCAGAUAUGAGCUGAAAUCUCCUGUUAAGAGCAUUGAAGAUUUCAUUCGAAGAUUUACUCCUAGCCGCUUGACUUCUGGAUCAGCAAGUAGCAGUUCAUCAAGCCUUGCUGCUAGUAAAUCCACUUUUAAAGUUGGGUCUAGUGUUCAGUCAUCACCAUCCGAUAGCAAUGUUACUAAACUCGAACAGCUGACAAACUCAUUUCAAAAAACAGAUAAUGGCUAUAAUCUGCAGAUGGGUGCAGAGUUUGCAUCUGGGAAGCCAGAAGAAGGUGAACUGCGGUAUGAGGCAGAAAGCCCUGAUGAAGCUGCCCUUGUAUAUGCAGCCAAUGCCUACAGCUGUACACUAGUUAGUAGACUACCUGACCAGGUAACGGUCGAGUUACCUUAUCUGGGGAAGUUAAAUUUUGAACUUUUGCACACACUGGGAUUUGACUCUACUAGAAAAAGGAUGUCAGUGGUAGUGAAACACCCUCUCACAGAUGAAAUAGUCAUGUACACCAAAGGUGCCGAUUCUGUUAUUUUGGAUCUUUUACAACCAUGCCUUUCAGAUGACCAGGAUGGCAAACAUCAAAGCAAAAUGCAAAGCAGGACUCAGAAUUACCUAAAUCAGUAUGCUGUUGAUGGACUUCGGACACUGUGCAUUGCCAAAAAAGUUCUUGAUAGGCAAGAUUAUGCUUACUGGCUAAAAUGUCAUUUAGAUGCUGAAACAUCUCUUGAAAACCGAGAAGAUCUGCUUUUCCAAUCUGCAACUCGUUUGGAGGCAAACCUGCAUCUUUUAGGUGCUACUGGCAUAGAGGACCGUCUGCAAGAUGGAGUUCCAGAAACAAUUGCAAGCCUGCGAAAGGCUGGGGUGCAGAUCUGGGUUUUAACUGGAGACAAGCAAGAAACUGCUGUUAAUAUUGCAUAUUCCUGCAGACUGCUCGAACAUGAUGAGGAAGUUAUAACCUUAAAUGCAGAGACCGAGGAAGGAUGUAAUGCAUUGUUAAAACAGACCUUGCAGUAUGUACAGUCCAUAUUUCUCAAAAGCAGCACAGGCAGUGAUGGAAAAUUAAAGGUAGUGUUUGGACCUCACCACCCGCCACUUUUUCCUCCAUCUUCAUCCCGUCCCAGACUGAGCAUGGUUAUUGAUGGCAAGACAUUGGCGCAUGCACUGGAUAAAACUCUAGAGGACACAUUUUUGGCCCUGACUAAAUGCUGCCGCUCGGUGUUGUGCUGCCGUUCCACUCCCCUCCAGAAAAGCAUGGUUGUGAAGCUAGUACGAGACAAGCUGAAAGUGAUGACUCUAGCAAUUGGAGACGGCGCCAAUGAUGUCAGUAUGAUCCAAGUUGCUGAUGUGGGAGUGGGCAUCUCUGGACAGGAGGGAAUGCAGGCGGUCAUGGCAAGUGACUUCGCAGUUCCACGGUUCCAACAUUUGGAGAAGCUUCUGCUAGUGCACGGCCACUGGUGCUACUCCCGACUCGCUAACAUGGUGUUAUAUUUCUUCUACAAGAAUGCUAUGUUUGUUGCACUUCUUUUCUGGUACCAGUUCUUUUGUGGUUACUCUGGUUCUGCAAUGCUGGAUCAGUGGUACCUCAUUUUCUUUAAUUUGCUGUUCUCGUCUCUUCCUCAACUCAUCGCUGGAGUGCUGGAUAAAGGUGUAUCUGCAGAAACAUUACUUGCCUUACCACAGCUUUACACAAAUGGACAGAAGUCUGAGGAAUAUAAGCCAUAUAUGUUCUGGAUGAACAUGCUUGAUGCCUUCUACCAAAGCCUGGUCUGUUUUUUCAUUCCAUAUUUUGCUUAUUAUGAUUCAGAUGUUGAUAUCUUCACAUGGGGAACACCUGUCACAGCCCUCACACUGCUAACUAUCUUGAUGCAUUUAGGCAUUGAAACCAAAACCUGGACGUGGUUCCAUUGGGCAUCGGUCAUCUUCAGCAUUCUCCUGUUUCUCACUGUGGCACUUGGUUACAAUGGAAACUGUCCAACAUGUUAUCCUCCAUCAAAUCCUUACUGGACUAUGCAAAGACUACUAGGAGACCCCCAAUUCUACCUGCUUUGUAUAAUCACACCUGCGGUUGCACUUCUACCUAGGUAA
Messenger RNA from Protopterus annectens (West African lungfish), 4077 nucleotides. It is a transcript of the gene ATP10A, whose product is annotated as ATPase phospholipid transporting 10A (putative). The record is from RefSeq and is a predicted model, not a curated record. The transcript is spliced from 20 exons. Gene Ontology annotation, biological process: phospholipid translocation. Gene Ontology annotation, cellular component: plasma membrane. Gene Ontology annotation, molecular function: ATP hydrolysis activity; ATP binding; magnesium ion binding. The coding region runs from base 241 to 4077 and encodes 1278 amino acids. NCBI's taxonomy places the organism in Eukaryota, Metazoa, Chordata, Ceratodontiformes, Protopteridae.